AAUUAUUCUUUUCAAUGCAUUCCCCAUUUCCCCUCUCUUCUCCACAAUCAUCCAAACUAACAAUUAAACAAAAAUUUUUUGGGUUUUAGUUCAAAUUUCAUUACCUUAUUUGUUUUUUGUUUUUUUUUUCACUUUUAUUCAUUAUAUUUACCUUAUUUUUCAACAUUAAUUGCAUAUCAUCAUAAAAAUUAACAAUUAAACCAUAUUAUUUGUGUGUUUUACUCCAAAUUUCAUUACCUUAUUUGGGUUUUUUUUUCACUUUUAUUCAUUAAAAUUGCCUUGUUUUUCAACAUUAAUUGCAAAUAUCAUUAUUACAAGUAUAAUAAUUAAACCUUAUUAUUCUUGGGUUUAGUCCAUACUUCAUUUUUUUUACUUUUCUAUAUCAAAUUUGCCUUAUUUUUCAACUUUAUUUGCUUAUCAUCAUUAAAAUUUAAAACUAACAAUUAAACCGUAUUAUUUUAAGGUUUUAGUCCAAAUUUUCAUUAUUGCUUCAUUGAAAUUGCCUAAUUUUUCAACUUUAUUUGCAUAUCAUCCAUCUAAAGUACCAUUUUUUAAAUUUAAGUCCAUUUUUCAUCUUUUUUUUUUUUUUUUUUACAUUUUCUUCAUCAAAAUCACCUUGAUUUUCAACUUUUUUUGCAUAUCAUAUUCAAAUAAAAACUACCCAUUUGGGUAAAAUCAUACCAUUUCAAAAUCUAAACCUAACCAACUAAUUUAACUAACAAUCAUGAUGAAUCAACUUGAUUUCUUCAAGAAAUUCAAUCGGUUAAACCCACUUGAACUUUCAAUCACAAUACUUACUUUUUUUAUUCUAAGUUUGUGUCUUUUUUGUUCAUUUUUCUUCUUUGAUAAUGGAGUCGGAUCAUCAUCUGGUGUAAAUUUCUGGGUUGGGGUUGAUUCAGGGCAAAAUAAUAGUAUUGGGUACUUAAAUUUUUCAGAAAAUUGUGAUUAUUUUGAUGGAAAAUGGGUAUGGGAUGAUACUUACCCUCUUUAUAAUUCAAAAAAUUGUUCUUUUAUUGAUGGAGGUUUUAGAUGUUCUGAAAAUGGUAGACCUGAUAAUUUUUAUACCAAAUGGAGAUGGCAACCCAACAAAUGCAAUUUGCCCAGAUUUGAUGCAAAGGUGAUGUUAGAAAAGCUUAGGAACAAGAGGGUUGUAUUUGUUGGAGAUUCAAUUGGUAGAAAUCAAUGGGAAUCCUUUAUGUGUAUGCUUUCAUCAGCAGUGUCUAAUAAGACCUCAAUAUAUGAAGUAAAUGGGAACCCAAUAACAAAGCAUAUGGGAUCUUUGGUGUUUCUAUUUAUAGAAUAUAAUUGCACUAUUGAAUACUACAGAUCUCCAUUUUUAGUAGUGCAAAAUAGACCUCCUUAUGGUUCUCCACCUAAUGUGAGGUACUCUCUGAAAGUAGAUCAACUAGAUUGGAGCUCUAGAAAAUGGAAAGAUGCUGAUGUGCUGGUUUUUAAUGCUGGUCAUUGGUGGACUAAUGAUAAGACUAUUAGGAGUGGUUGCUACUUUGAAGAAGGAGGUGUAUUAAAGAUGAAUAUGACUGUUGAUACUGCUUUCAAACGGUCAAUAGAGACUCUACUCAAUUGGAUUGAUACUCAAGUAAAUACAAACAAGACAAGUGUCUUCUUUCGGUCUUAUGCUCCCGUGCAUUUCAGUGGAGGUGACUGGAAGACUGGUGGGAGAUGUCCGGAAACGACACCGGACUUGGAGACUCCUUACAUGCCUCAAUAUUGGGAUCAUUACAAUCUUUUGAAUGAUGCUUUGUCUGAUCAUGCAAACAAAACUCAUGCUAGUAAAGUGACCUUGUUGAAUGUCACCUACAUGACAUUGCAAAGAAGAGAUGGCCAUUCAUCACUUUACUAUGUCGGGCCUAUACCGGCUCCGCUUCAUCGACAAGAUUGUAGUCACUGGUGCUUGCCUGGUGUUCCUGAUACGUGGAAUGAACUUUUGUACGCAGUCUUCCUCAGGCAACAAUUAUACCAAUCAAAGAAUUUCACUAUGGUCUCGGGAACUGAAGCUUGAUAAAUGAAACUCGUCGUGCUUGAAGGAGCAUGAUUGAGGUGAGGUAUUACUUCUCAAGAGGCAUGGAUUUAGAGGUCCGUAGCCACUUUUGAUUUAAGACCUACUCGAGUUUUCGAUUAUUUUGCUUAAUAGCCAAUGUUAUUGCAUAUUCUCUCUUUCUACUGAAUAGUUUAAUUGUUGGGAGAGCAGUACAAAAAUGUGAGAAUAGGAAUACAAAAAAGUGGUGCAAAAUGCAAUCAUUUUCAUAGAAGAAAAUAUAGCAAAUUCAAGGAGACAUAGUAGUAUGUUACAGUUUGGCAAGUGAUGCAUCCUUACCAGCCUUGCUUGAUUCUUUUUGCCAAUGAAUUGGAAUAUGAAAGUGGAAAAUUACUAUCUUGUGUGGAAAUAUUACUAAGUCGUCUUAAAAUUAAUACUCCGUCACAUAGAUUCUACACCAUUUGACCUGAAAAGGCUCAUAUAUUUGGAUCAAAUGGAAAAGAGUACAUCAUAUGACGACAAUCGUAAGCCAGUCUUCCACAAUUCUUGGGUCUGUGUUGUCACCUUCAGACUUGUAUGUGUGCAAGCCGAUAGGCAAGUUAUCGGAAGAUCAUCUUAGGCUCAGCUUAGGUGAAGAAACAAGAUUUGGAGUAGAUAUUGAAAAUUCACUGGCAUGAAGGACUUAAGUGAGGCAAAAAUAGCUUCUGAAACAUUUGUUAGUUUAAUGCGAUUGAAAUAUAGUCCAACCUUAUCGUGAUCAUAUUGUAAACAUUUGUUAGUUUAAUGUGAUUGAA
Messenger RNA from Amaranthus tricolor (Joseph's coat), 2790 nucleotides. RefSeq names its product protein trichome birefringence-like 10. The transcript is spliced from 4 exons. The coding region runs from base 725 to 2020 and encodes 431 amino acids. The record is from RefSeq and is a predicted model, not a curated record. Gene Ontology annotation, molecular function: O-acetyltransferase activity. Lineage: Eukaryota; Viridiplantae; Streptophyta; Magnoliopsida; Caryophyllales; Amaranthaceae. Gene Ontology annotation, cellular component: Golgi apparatus.